AUGUCAUACGUUCUCACUGCGAUUGCCAGGUCGCCAGACGCUGAGCUGCUGAACAAACUGGAGGAAGUUGUUGAGGGCCUUCCAAUCACCAUCAAACACACGAGGGUUCUGUCGACGGACCGGGCGUACGACUUUGAGGUGGACGUUAUAAGAUCCGAGGUGUGGUGUUCAUUGGAGGGAGAGGUUGUUCCUAAGCUGAAGGAUGAGCUGAACAACAUUGUUCUGCCCGGCGUUGACUUGAUCUUUCAAAAGAACGAUGAGUUUAGACAGCAGAAGAGGCUGUUCUGCUUCGAUAUGGAUUCCACUCUCAUCUACCAGGAGGUGAUUGAGCUCAUCGCUGCGUAUGCCGGUGUCGAGGCUGAGGUGGAGAAGAUCACCACUGCGGCGAUGAACGGUGACAUAGACUUCAAGGAGUCGCUUGCGAGACGCGUGAGCCUGCUGAAGGGCAUCGAUGGUACCAUUUGGGACGAGUUGAAGAAGAAGCUGGUGUUUACGAAGGGUGAUUUUGAACUUGUAAAAGGACUAAAGGCAAUGGGCUGUAAGUUGGCCGUCCUGAGUGGUGGAUUCAUCCCAUUGGCCAACUACGUCAAGGAGACUUUGGGGUUGGACUAUGCCUUUGCAAACACUUUGCAGACGGAGGUUGAUGACCAGGGGAAAACGGUGUUCAAUGGUAAGACUGAAGGAUAUAUUGUUGAUGGAGAGAAGAAGGCAGAGUUGACAAUCUUCAUCGCUGAAGAAGAGGAUAUCGACUUGAGAUCUGUUGUUGCCGUCGGUGAUGGUUCCAAUGAUUUGCUUAUGAUGGAGACAGCAGGGUUUGGCAUUGCUUGGAAUGCAAAGCCAAAGGUUCAGAAGUUGGCUCCGGCAAAGUUGAACACCGAUCAAAUAAGUGAUAUCUUCUACAUUCUGGGCUUCAGUGACGCUGAGAUUGCUGAAUUGACCCUAUAG
Williopsis jadinii is the source of this 945-nucleotide messenger RNA. It is a transcript of the gene SER2, whose product is annotated as phosphoserine phosphatase. Gene Ontology annotation, biological process: dephosphorylation; L-serine biosynthetic process. Gene Ontology annotation, cellular component: cytoplasm. Gene Ontology annotation, molecular function: magnesium ion binding; L-phosphoserine phosphatase activity. The transcript has a single exon. The coding region runs from base 1 to 945 and encodes 314 amino acids. NCBI's taxonomy places the organism in Eukaryota, Fungi, Ascomycota, Saccharomycetes, Phaffomycetales, Wickerhamomycetaceae. The record is from RefSeq and is a predicted model, not a curated record.